Aspergillus aculeatinus CBS 121060 is the source of this 1011-nucleotide messenger RNA. RefSeq lists its product as uncharacterized. The record is from RefSeq and is a predicted model, not a curated record. Gene Ontology annotation, molecular function: antiporter activity. Gene Ontology annotation, cellular component: Golgi apparatus; membrane. The coding region runs from base 1 to 1011 and encodes 336 amino acids. NCBI's taxonomy places the organism in Eukaryota, Fungi, Ascomycota, Eurotiomycetes, Eurotiales, Aspergillaceae. The transcript is spliced from 2 exons.
AUGGAGAAAGAAAAGCAUAUUGAGAUCGGACCGGCGCUGUCUCCACCUCCAAGUCCCGAAGAUGCCGGGCGGACGGAGACAAGCAAGCACACACCAGUCUGGAUAGUCAUCAAUAUUAUCGCAACCGUUGCAAUUGUAUACAUCAACAAGUCCAUCUUCUCGGAUCCUGCCUUCGCCAAGUGCCAUUUCAGCUUCGUUGCAUAUCACUUCACCAUCACCGGGAUUCUUCUGUUCAUUGUGCGACGAGUCUCGAUCCUGAAGAUCACGCCCACAGAAACCCCCCUGAUGAAGAUUCUGCCCCUCUCGCUGAUCAUGUGCGCCAACAUCAUCCUGAUGAACCUGUCACUGGCCUACAGCUCGAUCGUCUGCUACCAGAUCGUCCGCAUCCUCCUCACCCCACUGACCGUGCUCAUCAACCUCUUUUUCUACAACUCCAAGAUCCCUCUUCACGCGGCUAUUGCGCUUGUGCCCGCCUGUCUCGGCGUGGGGCUCGUGACUUACGCCGACCUGCUCCCCCGCCAGCGAUCCCUCCCUUCAAGCCCGGGGGUCAUGGACUCGACCUCUGCCCUGGGGAUUAUCUACGCAUUCAGCGGCGUCUUCUGCUCCGCGCUGUACACCGUCUGGGUGGCGCACUACCACUCGCGUCUCAACAUCUCGAGCAUUCAGCUCCUCUACCGGCAAGCCCCUUUCUGUGCGGUCUUCAUCGGCAGCAUCUCGCUGGUCACCGAUUCGUUUCCGGUCUGGGCCACGAUCCACCCCCACCAAUGGGGUCUUUUAUUACUGAGUGGCGGGUGUGCAUGCUUGAUCAACCUCUCGUCUUUCCACGUAAUCAAUGGCGCGGGCGCAGUGACCAGUACAGUGGUGGGGCAGUUGAAGACGUGCCUCGUCAUUGCGCUGGGCUGGAUGCGGAGCUCGACGGCGAUGGCGACGGAGAGUGUUCUGGGUGUGUUGCUGGCGGUGCUGGGCAUUGUUCUCUACACCGCGGCCAUGCACAAGGGCGAUGCUCGAUAG